Malania oleifera is the source of this 653-nucleotide messenger RNA. RefSeq lists its product as uncharacterized. The record is from RefSeq and is a predicted model, not a curated record. The coding region runs from base 118 to 426 and encodes 102 amino acids. Lineage: Eukaryota; Viridiplantae; Streptophyta; Magnoliopsida; Santalales; Ximeniaceae. The transcript has a single exon.
UGCUGCCAUCCACUACCCAUUUAUUUAUUAGCUAAGCUUUCUUGCAGCAGCUGCAGAGAUCGAUCGGCCGCCGUUCUCGGGUGCCGGCGCGGUGGAGGGUAUCGGUUAAGAAGAUCGAUGAGGGGGAGGCUGGGGGCGCUGCGGCGGAACCUGCAAAACAUGAGGAAGAGCUCGCGCGUGGCGGACGAAAGCAUGUUUGGACGAGAGCUGCCGAUCUUCGGGUACGACGACGGGGGCGGAAGACGGCGAUUUGCGUUCAUCAGCGACCUCGUGAGAGCGCCGCUGUGGCUGUUGUCUUGCUUCUGCAGUCAACCGCAUGGGAGUGGGGGAGCGGAUGGGGCGUGGGCGUCGGGGGAGUUUGCGAGGAUAUCGGAGGUGAAUCAUCUGAUGGUGAGCGACAGCAUGCGCUAUGCAAUUUUGAUGUAGCAAGUAAUAAUAGGUAUCAUGUACUGUGUUGUAUUGAUUAGGCGUCUGUUCAGGUGUGCGUGCUUACGCACGUACUUCCGGCGAGUUACCUAGCCAGCAGCCCAGAGGAAGAAAUAUAUAUCUAUUCACUUUGCAUCGUUAGAUCACCACGGGAGCGUACUGUGUGUAUAUAUACAUGAAUUUGAAUGCAAAAUCAUGCUUAGAUUAUGCAUGGUCCGUGGGGUUAA